Nelumbo nucifera (sacred lotus) is the source of this 444-nucleotide messenger RNA. NCBI's taxonomy places the organism in Eukaryota, Viridiplantae, Streptophyta, Magnoliopsida, Proteales, Nelumbonaceae. The record is from RefSeq and is a predicted model, not a curated record.
AUGGCCGCCCGAGCCCAUGAUGUUGCUGCACUCGCUAUCAAAGGCAAUUCAGCUUUCCUCAAUUUCCCUGAGCUGGCUCAUGAGCUUCCCCGUCCGGCCAGCUUAUCGCACAAAGACAUCCAGGCCGCUGCUGCCAAAGCAGCCGCAGCCGCAUUCGACAAGCAACCAGCAAGUUGCGAAGUUGAAACCGAAGACCAAGGCGAGCGGAGCCAAUCAGAAUUUCCAAUUUCAAAUUCCCCAACUCCCAUCAUCACGUCGGAUGACACCCGAGGAGAAUUCUCAAUGUUUCCAUCCACAGACGAAGACUUACUGUUCGACCUGCCUGAUUUAGUCCUCGACCACACCACUACUCCAAACAUAUUUGACUUCUCUUCAUCUUUGAUGUCGCCUACUGCAGCCAACUUCGGAUUACAAAUGGAUGAGACUUUCUUAUUCUGGGAGUAA